This is a messenger RNA of Nannospalax galili (Upper Galilee mountains blind mole rat), 1427 nucleotides long. It is a transcript of the gene Pex2, whose product is annotated as peroxisomal biogenesis factor 2. The coding region runs from base 179 to 1087 and encodes 302 amino acids. Gene Ontology annotation, molecular function: zinc ion binding. The record is from RefSeq and is a predicted model, not a curated record. Lineage: Eukaryota; Metazoa; Chordata; Mammalia; Rodentia; Spalacidae. Gene Ontology annotation, biological process: protein import into peroxisome matrix. Gene Ontology annotation, cellular component: peroxisomal membrane. The transcript has 2 exons.
GCUCCCCGCCCUCCUUUUAGCCACUUCCGGGUCUUACGUUGUUCCGGAAGCCCGCGAGUUCCGGAAGCGUGGGUAAUAGAUUCUGCUACCGAAAGCCCAGCUUUCGGGAGAAUGUUUGAGCCUCAGUUCGGUGGAGCCCGGACGUUGCGCAGACCCCUAAGACACCUUCAGAGACACCAUGGCUGCCAGAGAAGAGAGUGCGAACAGAGUGCUCAGAAUCAGUCAGCUGGAUGCACUUGAGCUGAACAAGGCCCUGGAGCAGCUCGUGUGGUCCCAGUUUACUCAGUGCUUUCAUGGAUUUCAGCCGGGUCUGUUAGCUCGCUUUGAACCAGAAGUGAAAGCUUUUCUGUGGCUUUUCCUGUGGAGAUUCACUGUCUACUCCAAAAAUGCUACUGUGGGACAGUCCGUUUUGAAUAUUCAGUACAAAAAUGAUUUUUCUCCCAACUUCAAAUACCAGCCACCAAGUGAAAAUCAGAAACUCUGGUUCGCUGUGUGCACCAUUGGUGGGAGGUGGUUGGAAGAAAGGUGCUAUGAUUUCUUUCGAAGCCGUCGUUUAGCAUCUUUUGGGAAAGUCAAAAAGGGCAUGAAUUUUGUGGUUGGGCUUUUUAAAUUAUGUGAGUUGAUGAACUUCUUGAUUUUCUUGCAAAGAGGAAAGUUUGCAACUUUGACAGAACGCCUCCUUGGCAUUCACUCUGUAUUUUGCAAGCCCCAGAGUGUUCGUGAGGUUGGUUUUGAGUACAUGAACAGGGAGCUUCUCUGGCAUGGUUUUGCUGAGUUUCUGAUUUUCCUCUUACCACUCUUCAAUAUCCAGAAGUUGAAAGCCAAGCUGUCAUCCUGGUGCAUCCCUCUUACCGGUGCUCCUAGUAGUGACAGUACUCUGGCCAGCAGUGGCAAAGAGUGUGCUCUGUGUGGGGAGUGGCCCACCAUGCCUCACACCUUAGGAUGCGAGCACAUCUUCUGUUAUUACUGUGUUAAAAGUAGCUUCUUGUUUGACAUGUACUUUACCUGUCCCAAGUGUGGCACAGAAGUGCACAGUGUGCAGCCACUGAAAUCAGGAAUUGAAAUGUCAGAAGUGAACGCUCUUUAGAAACUAAAUUGUUUCCUCUGAGGAAAAAUCUUUUGUGCUCAGGUCCUUGGUAUUAGUCAUCCUCCAUUUGAUGUGUAGGUGUCCUUUAUGAGGCAUGUGCUGCUCAGUCACUGUCCUCUGUUCCUUUCCAAGCAUGACUAAAUUCUAAUCACUGGAAACUUCAUGAUUCUACAGGAUAUUAUAUAAAUGUUCAUGUUACUUCUUUUAAAUCACCCAUUACAAUCUGUAAUGUCACAAAUAAUGGAAAAUUUUUUCAGAUGACUACUAAGAGUGGCUACUGAAAAUGCUCCUUCUUAGGAAAAGCUUGGACUCUAAAAAUAAAAGGUUGUUGAGACUCCGG